UUCGCGUGGAGCAGGAGUUCCCUCUAGCUGUGGGUAGAGGAUUAAUGUUAAUGGUGGGCUCUCACUGUCGAAUUAUGAAAGGAAGAAAGGUGUAGCUGCGAGGGUUUAAUGUAGCUGAAUAAAGUUUGGACGAUUUUAAGAAUAACACAGGAAUUCUGGAGUUGGACACAAAAAAACGUUUUAUAUACCUAUAUAAGGAGUGUGUGUGGCGGAAUAAGAGGGAAAGUGGACACGGCCUGCCUCGGUUCAGAGAGGAGCUGAGGAGGAAAAAAAGAAAGGACAGGAAAAAGAGGAAGAGGAAGACUGCAAAGACGAGAUUGUAAUAAAGUGGCUCUGUAUCGACGAAGAUUGCAGCCAGUGCACGCGCUGUUUACAGCCUGUUUUGCUUUGCUAGCUAGCGUUAGCUAGCUAGCUAGCUGACAAGCACAGGCUUACUAGCAUAACUAACUGACUAGCAUAACUAAUUGAUUGACUGGGUACCAGACAAACAAACUAUCUGACCGACUAACUAACUGACUGUCUGACUGACUUCCCCACGCUGAAUGAGUGGCUCUCUGAGGUAUGGUUAUAAAUAGCUAGCUGAGCCAAGCUAGUGCGCGCGCCGGAAAUCAGGAAUCAACUCGUAUGUUGAGUCGGGAUCAGGAGUCUGAGGUGUGAGAAGAUCCGAGCUGAGGGAUUUCCUUCUUUCCUUCCGUCCUUCCUUCCUGACCCCCGGCCUGCAGUCAUGGGCAACGCGCCCACCGCCAAGAACAAGGGCAGCGAGAUGGAGAGCGUGAAGGAGUUUCUCGCUAAAGCCAAAGAAGAUUUUCUUAAGAAAUGGGAGAAUCCAGCACAGAACACUGCAUCUCUGGACCAGUUCGAGAGGUUGAAGACGCUGGGCACGGGCUCCUUCGGGCGAGUCAUGCUCGUCAAGCACAAAGAAACGGGGCAGCACUUCGCCAUGAAGAUUCUCGACAAACAGAAGGUGGUCAAGCUGAAACAGAUAGAACACACGCUGAACGAGAAACGCAUCCUGCAGGCGGUCAGCUUCCCCUUCCUCGUCCGGCUGGAGCACUCCUUCAAGGACAACACUAACCUGUACAUGGUGAUGGAGUACGUUCCAGGAGGGGAGAUGUUCUCUCAUCUGAGGAGAAUCGGAAGGUUCAGUGAGCCUCACGCUCGCUUCUACGCCGCUCAGAUAGUCCUGACCUUCGAAUACCUUCACUCGCUCGACCUCAUUUACAGAGAUCUUAAGCCUGAGAACCUGCUCAUCGACCAGCAGGGCUAUAUACAGGUUACGGAUUUCGGCUUUGCCAAGCGUGUAAAGGGCCGGACCUGGACGUUGUGCGGCACUCCUGAGUACCUGGCUCCAGAGAUUAUCCUCAGUAAAGGCUACAAUAAAGCAGUAGAUUGGUGGGCUCUGGGCGUGCUGAUUUAUGAAAUGGCUGCAGGAUAUCCCCCGUUCUUUGCAGACCAGCCCAUUCAGAUCUACGAGAAGAUCGUCUCAGGCAAGGUGCGCUUCCCUUCUCACUUCAGCUCAGACCUGAAGGACCUGCUAAGGAACCUGCUACAGGUAGACCUGACAAAGCGCUUUGGCAACCUCAAGAAUGGUGUCAACGACAUCAAAGGCCACAAGUGGUUCGCCACCACUGACUGGAUCGCCAUCUAUCAGAGGAAGGUCGAAGCCCCCUUCAUCCCGAAGUGCAAAGGUCCAGGUGACACCAGCAACUUUGACGACUACGAGGAAGAAGAAAUCCGGGUCUCCUUUACAGAAAAAUGCGCAAAGGAGUUUGCAGAGUUUUAGAGCCAGCGUGGAGAGAUGGAGGAAGAACGACGGAAGGAAAUGGACGGUGGAGUGUGGGGCAGAAGAAGGAGAGGGAAAGUGAUGGACUGGACUUGUCUGUAUUCAGUAAACAACAAGAACAACAAUGUAGACCCCCCCCCCCCCCGUAUACACACACAAACACACACAAAUAUAUAUACACCCACCCACGCACACACAUUAUAUAUAUACACCCACACAGGAGAUCAAGAGAGAGGGAGAGAGUGAAGGGGGGAUAUGAAAAAAAAAAGUUACAAGAAAAAAAGUUUAUUGUUUUUUGGUAGGAUUAUAAAGAUAUCCAUUUACAUCUUCUUUCAGAGAUGAAAGACUUAGACAGCUGCAGUUCUGCUUAGAUGACCCUUAUAGCGAGAGUCAUCUAAGUAGAAUGCAAUUGCCUCUCUCUGUCUCUCUCUCUCUCUCUCUCUCUCUCUCUCUCUCAUACACACACUCUCACACACACACAGAGCUUUAUCUCUGGUACUAAAACGAAGUGCGUCUAUCAUAGCAGCUCAACUUUUUUUUUUUUUAAACAUCACUUUGCUGUUUAAGUAUCUGCUCUUUUGUCUUCUUUUAUUCAUUUUUGGUCAACAUUGCUUUCUUUUUGUUUUUACUAACUUUACUUUUUCGCAUCUUCCCGUUCCAAAUCUGUUCGAGCAAUACCGAGACAGGGUACAACGGCUCUCUUGUGAGAAGGGAGGGAAGCCAAAUCAUCAUGAAAUUCCCAAUGCCGGUCCUCCUGCUCGUUCUUCCAUCAUUUACAUCAUCAACUAUGUCUUGCAUACUUUUUUUUUUUACCAAAUCCCCCCCCAUUUGUUAUUACAAAAAGUAAAAACCACAGAAGGAUGUGAUUUAUACGGGAACACCAUGUACGGGAAAACCUGUUUGUGACUUAAAUAAAAUCAGCUCUUAAAGGGCCGUCCCAAGCCCCCCCCCCCCAACCUGACUUCCCUUUCUCUUCUUUGUGCUCUGUAAAACGGGUGGGGCCUAGAUGUCGAGAGCAGGAAGUUUUGCUACUUUACUUUCAGAGACAGAAAAACGUAGCCUCGUUGCUAGGCAACAUCACAACUUAUCCCUAUGUUCUGUGAAAUCAUGUGACUUUAAUAUAAUCUAACCUAGUUAUUUUUUAGGUAUCACAUAAAUAUCUUUUUACGCAGCUCUUUCACAAGCCAAGAAGUCGAUUGCCCUCUUCCUUAUACUUAAGCAUGCAGAUGCUCAUGAUUGGGUAGCGUCACUGUGAUUGACAGGACAGAGAAAAGGGUAUGACCCUUCCACCUAGAGAGCACAUCUGUGUCAUCAUCAUAAUGGGAACGCUUUGUACUCUUUCAGGGAACGCUGUCCUGUUGCGGUGCAACCGAGCUCCCUGGAUAUUACCAACGUAGCAUAGCGUUAUAUAAUACACUGUAGCUCAUGACAUUGAUUCCUUAACGAAGUAAGUCGUUACUGAAAUAGAAAUUGGCACAUUUUAAUUUUUGACUGGAUGUAUUGCGUAGAUUUGCGUUGUCCCAGUGAUGCUUACAACAUGGGUCCGGUUCGCUUCUCAUCUUUUUCUUUUUGUGUUUUUCUUCCAACUUUAUGACUAAGGUAAUGGCAUCUGCUUGCUUUUUUUCUCUUAGCUAAGGCUGUAUGUGUGUAGGAUGAUCUCUUUUCAGCGAGAGCUCUUCAUCUUCAGCACGUCUCUUUAUGGAAAGAAAAAAAUGAUUCGUGAAGUGUACACGAUUUCAGUGCGUCUCGGCAAAGGUCUUUUUUUUUUUUUUGAACAAUCUGUUUAGUGAAAUGCAUCUUCUGAAGGACGUUUUGAGGAAAUGCGACCGCAGUUCGUCACACACUUGUGCGACGCUAUAAAGUGUGUAGUUUUUGAGCGUAGAAAAAAGUAAAAAAAGCUUAAUUUUAUGUUUUUUUUUGUUCAUUGUUGCCUCACCUUCAGAUUAACACUUUAUUUAACAAUGAUAGCGUUUUAAUUUUUCCUUACCUUAUUUUAUUUUUCUUUUGAUUGCUGUUGAGGGGAUGUGUAACUGAGAAACACCAACUCUCUGCAAAAAUUUUGAAGAAAUAGCUCCUUCUCAAAGAACGUUUUGUUUGUCUCCGGGCUUGGCUGCAGGAACACUUUCGAGAAAAUAAUUAUUCCUUAAUGUAAAGCUGAUCCAGGAUCAGUUCUUUGCCAGUCAUAUCCUGAUGCGAUGUAAAAACUUCUAGAGCUGGUCCAAGAUUUCCAGGUGCUGCUUCUCUGCAGCGUUUUCCAGCAACCAAAGAUCUAAAAGUUCAGAAGCAUCUCUAACUUAAUACGUCAUCUUUAGCAUGGUUCUCUCAGCACUCUCUCCUCGCCCUCUCUGUGUCCUCUUUAUCCUCACUAAUUAAUGGAUAAAGAAAGAAAGAAAGGAAAUCGCGUUCAGUCACACGCGCUCUGUCUCCAUGUCACCGUCCUCUCCAUCUCUUAUCUUCAUUAUUUCGUCAAUCAGCUUCUCACGCAUCAAGCCCCCAUGCCUUCGUCCACGUCCACAUCCCUACACUUCUAUUUUCUUUUUUAAAAAUCACAGCCAGGAAAGAAAGAAAAAAAACACCACCGUUAUUGAUUUUUUUUUUCUUUUUGGUCAUAUUUUCUAAGUGUAUUUUCAAUAACGAGAAACUCUUUUUCUCCCGACGCAGGUAUGGUGAUGGUGUUGGUCUAAUUGUACCUUUUUUCGGGAAACAAUACUGUAUAUUCUUCUGCCUUUAACAGUCUUAAUUAUUUUACUUUCUGGAGAACUUGAUGGAAAAAAAAAACCCUGUAAGACACAUGGAGUAUGUAUAAAAAAAAAUUUAAAAAAAAAGCCAAAAAAAAGAUUAAAAAAUACACAGAAUAAUAUUUUGCAACAUGUAUCAUUCCAAUAAAGUUUUAAUUGUUAAAAUGACAAAAGAAAACUGGGUCCUAUGUGAUUAAUUCUUUUAUAUAUUUUUUUUUCGUAUACGAAGACAGUGGACACUCAUGGGUAUUGUAAUGAGCCACUUGUGGGGAAAUGUGCAAAUUAAUUUUUUUGUUUACAUUUUGUUAAAGCAAAUCUUCAUUUUAUAAUUCAUGAAAUAUGUUUAGAUUAAAAUCUUAAUCAGUCAUAAA
Messenger RNA from Clarias gariepinus (North African catfish), 4892 nucleotides. RefSeq names its product protein kinase, cAMP-dependent, catalytic, alpha, genome duplicate a (gene prkacaa). Gene Ontology annotation, cellular component: nucleus; cAMP-dependent protein kinase complex. The transcript is spliced from 10 exons. Gene Ontology annotation, biological process: peptidyl-serine phosphorylation. Gene Ontology annotation, molecular function: ATP binding; cAMP-dependent protein kinase activity; protein kinase A regulatory subunit binding. Lineage: Eukaryota; Metazoa; Chordata; Actinopteri; Siluriformes; Clariidae. The coding region runs from base 725 to 1783 and encodes 352 amino acids. The record is from RefSeq and is a predicted model, not a curated record.